CUGCACCAGCGAGACCGCGCAGGUGGCGUGGCGCCGGGGGAAGGACAGCUCCGUGAGCUCUUCACCUGUGGGGCGUGACCGCCGUCCUCCUCCUCCUCCUCCUCCUUCUUUUUACUUGAAGGGCCCGCGGCGCUCUAGCGGCAAGAGCUUAAAAGCGGAGCUGGUGGUAAGCGGAUAGGAGACCUGCUGCCGCUGACGCUUUGUAAAGUGUCCCGCCCGCCGCGGAUCAAGCUGCCUUUCGCGCCUUCGCCCCGUCGAGCCCCAAGGACCCGUCCGGGAGGGGGACAUCAGGCUGGACUCGCCGGCGGGAGGACGGGGGGCCUCUUUGCCCGGCGGUUCGUACUGUCCGUCUUCUCCGCCGUACUCAGCCGUUGACAGGCACCGCCGUUCCCGCUCCUCCGCAGGUGCCGAGUCUUGGGCGCGGAUCAUCGUCGCCCUGCGGAGCUGCCUGUCGGAGCACUCCUCCGGGAGCGGUCGGUAGUGGUUGCCGCGGUGCCCUCGACUCUCCGUGUCCGCUGUUCCCGCUGCCAUGCUGCCUUGGGCUUGGAGGCGGCGGCGGCCUGAGCGAGGGUCGCUCUAGAGCGCACGGCGGGCGGGGCGGGUGGCAGAGGCCUCGCAGCGCUAGCAACCCCGGCUCGGCCCGGGCCCCCCGUCUGCGGAGGACUGCCUCCGGGGGAAGGGGGUGGAAGCAGGGAAAAGACAACAAGCAGUACAACUUCUGCGAAUUAAAACAGAAAAAAAAAAAAAGAAAGGCUCCUUCCUGGGGCAGCUUUCAAAGCUCAGCACCACGCCAGGCAUCCGAGUCUCAGUAAAAAGGCAUCACGCUACUGAAUCUCGCCACAGUAACAGGAGGAAAUCUGGGCCUGCUGCUACUGCGCUGAAGUCCUGCGUGCUUUAGAGGUGUCUUGGCUUUCUGGCUGGGAGAUGAUUCCUGAAACAGGACCAUGUUCCUGCUGACAGACUGCAGGGUCAUUGGAGGAUGCCUUCCUUGAGGAUUACACGUGGAGAAAGGCCAUCAGUCAAGGGGAGAGCUGGCUGGUGAAACUGUCUGACUGUACCCCUCACCGGGGAAGGUGGCUUCAAUGGCUCCAUCUCCCAGGAGAAGCAGUAGAAAAGAUGUCAACGCCUUGCCAAGCAUGUCCUCAACUUUCUGGGCUAUCAUGAUCCUGGCCAGUCUCAUAAUCGCUUACUGCAAUUAUAACAGCUAUUUUGGAGCGGAUAACCCUCAAUGGCUGUAUAUGAGACAUUGCCCGGGGUGCUUCCAAGAUGCUUUUCAGCUGGGUCAGCUGGCUGCAGGUACAUGUGAGAUUGUUACUUUGGACAGAGAUAGCAGUCAGCCCCGAAGGACUAUAGCCCGACAAACAGCUCGCUGUGCAUGUAAAAAAGGACAGAUUGCCGGUACAACAAGAGCAAGGCCAGCCUGUGUUGAUGCACGAAUUAUCAAAACAAAACAGUGGUGUGAAAUGCUUCCAUGUUUAGAAGGAGAAGGCUGUGAUUUGCUAAUCAAUAAAUCAGGCUGGACCUGUACACAACCAGGAGGAAGGAUAAAGACAACCACGACUGAAGACCAGCUGGAAAUGUCCUGAGGCCAUGGUCUAGUGGUCUGAGCUUGGGACUGGGAGCCAGAAACUCCUGAGCUCUAAUCCCGGCUCUGACAGUGACUCCCUCUGUGGCCUUGGCCUGUCUGAGGCCAUGUGGUUUGGAGAUCUGAUCACUAGUCCGAAAAGGAAAGGCUGUUUUCAAGAUUUCUGGGGUGUUUUUUCCUGGAAAAGGUCUCCUGACAAAUGCAGCAACACAGAAUCCUCGUAGGAGUGGUUUAGGCUCUGUGUGAGCUACUUAACUUAGUCAAGUUUCACUGCUGUUGAUCAUCAUCCGUUAUAUGUCAUCAACUCAACUGUCUGUUUCUCUGUAUGUCAUGAAUGACAGCAUAAUUCCUCUACAUUAUGAGCUAAAGUUUGUUCUACCAUACUAAGGAUCACUGGACUAAGGAAUAUAGAAAAAGAGAUAUACUUGGGCAUUAGCAAUACAAAAAAAGUUCAUGGUUAACGUUUCAUCUGCGCUAUACACCACUGAUGGACUUUGCUGUUACCUACAUGUUUUAAUCCGAAGAGUCUGCUACAAUGAAGAGUAUCAUCCCAAUCAGCCUUAGAGAAGACUGUUUUGCCUAUGGGAGGACACUGAGGUGCAAAAGAAAAACUCUUCUUGUGCCCUAAACUGUCUGAAUUGCUUUUAUUUUCUUAUACUUUCAGUAUUUACAAUAGACCAAAGAGCAAAAUCUAUUUUAAAGUGGACACAAUCUUACUGUUGAGUUAUGUCAUUAAAUUGUAGGAGGUCUCCACAAAGACACGAUUCCAGCUUUCAGAAAGCUGAGAUGUUGGUGUCCAGCUGAAGUCUUUAUGGAAAGCUGCAGUGAAAACAAACUCAGAGACCCCCUCUUGAAAUGCCACGUUUGAAAGAGCAUAAUGGAGCACCGAGAGAAAACAACCUAUGUUUGAAAGAAACUUGGACAGAAAGAACACAAACUGUCUACAUGGCACCUUUAUUCCUCUGUACUUAAAUUGACUUUCUCGUACUAAAAUCAUUUUCAGUUUUAACCAGUUAAACAUGCCUCUUCUACAGUUCCAUUUUUGAUAGUUAAAGUUGGAUAAUACAGUAUUUGCAAAGAGCAUGUUUGGUCGUCUGUGGCCUAUGUCUCAUCUGAUACACCAUUUAGCACCAGAACGCAAAUUAAAGAGAAAACAAAAGUAACACUUGUUUGAAAGAGAUCAUUAAAUGUAUUUUGAAAAGCCUAAAGUUAUAUAUUUAACAGUUUUUAUAUGUUGUAUAUUUGUAGAAAAACCUAUUUAACAAUUAACGUGAUAACUCUGACAGUCAUGACAAGUGGUUCAGAGUUAAGUUGUGGUUUAUUACUUCAGUUGUCUCUGAAGUGACUGGUGUCGUUUGCUUUCUUCCAUUGGGACAUUCUGGAUGUAAAGCAUGACCAGAGAGGACUGUGUAGAAAAAGCAAAGAAUAAUGUUGUUUAUAUUACAUAAAUGCAUUCAACCAUUGCACUGUUGGAAGGCAUUUCUUAUUUUUAUGUUAUUUUUUUUUGUCUUUAUGUACUGAUUAAAAAUAGAGUGUAAAAUAUUUUACUCAUUGCUCUUCAUAGCAAGGCUUGCUUUUUCCUUCCUUCCUUCCUUCCUUCCUUCCUUCCUUCCUUCCUUCCUUCCUUCCUUCCUUCCUUCCUUCCUUCCUUCCUUCCUUCCUUCCUCUCCCUUUCUUUCCUUCCUCUCCCUUUCUUUCCUUCCUCUCCCUUUCUUUCCUUCCUUCCUCUCUUUCUUUCCUUUCUUUCUUUCUUUCUUUCUUUCUUUCUUUCUUUCUUUCUUUCUUUCUUUCUUUCUUUCUUUCUUUCUUUCUUUCUUUCUUUCUUUCUUUCUUUCCUUCCUUCCUUCCUUCCUUCCUUCCUUCCUUCCUUCCUUCCUUCCUUCCUUCCUUCCUUCCUUCCUUCCUUCCUUCCUUCCUUCCUUCUUUCUUUCUUUCUUUCUUUCUUUCUUUCUUUCUUUCUUUCUUUCUUUCUUUCUUUCUUUCUUUCUUUCUUUCUUUCUUUCUCUCCCUCCCUUCUUUCCUUCUGAAUUCCUUCCUUUUGAAAUCCUUCCUUGCUUCUGAUUUCCUUCCAAAUUCCUUCCUUCUUUCCUUUCAUUUCCUUUUAUUUCCUUUCAGCCUCUCUCUUUGUUUCUUCCCCCCCACCACUUUUAUGUAAGGGUCAGUUUGAAGCCUGUUCUUUGAUCUCAUUUUCAGUGCUUUACCUCAUUGUUAGAGAGCCCACUUUUUUGGCAUUAUUAAUUAGUGAAAAUUUAGCAAAGACAACAUGGACAAGGGCAAAAUUAUGAUAAAACAGAGAAACAAACAAAACCUUGUUCCUUUUUACUAUACCUUUCAGUAUAUAUUGGUACAUAUUGGUAUGAUGCAAUCAAGGAAGCUUAAUUUCUUCCUGGCAAGUAUAUUAUGGUUUCAAGUAUACUACCUAAUACUCCAAUUAACUUUUAGUGUUAUGCUAGUUCUAUUCUACUAAAGAAAAAUAUAUAGAGAUUUUUCAAGUGACCACAGAUGAAACAUACAAAAAAGAAAAGUUGAUUAAAGAGGUUUUUUUUUAAAGGCCUUCUCUAAUCUGAGGCUUAUUUAAUGAAGAAGUUGCAGGAAACAUAGACUAUAGGUCAUUUUGUCUUCAAGUUAAAUAAAUAUUUACAAAAUUUAUAUUUAAUCUUGGGAUUUUCAAUCAGUGUCAAAGUAGCAAUUAAAGCCCAGCCACUUGAAAAGUGUUAUGGACUGACUGCACUACAAAUGACCAAUGUCAGGUUUAAAAUGUCAUGCAAUAAAUGAUGGUAAAUACAUUUACUGUACAUGUAGACCUCAAGACCCAGAUCCCUCACUCUACUCUCUGGUUUGGUUUAUUUUAAAGGGAGUAUAGUAGCCUUAUUUAGUAAACACAGAACAAUUAAAGAUGUUACAUAAUUUUUUUUUUUUUGCUUUACAGUAUUCAGUUUUGUGUUGCUUCAGCUAAAUUAUGAAAAAUAAAGAAAAUCCUUUUCUAAGUGAGA
This is a messenger RNA of Pogoniulus pusillus (Red-fronted tinkerbird), 4578 nucleotides long. It is a transcript of the gene TAFA5, whose product is annotated as TAFA chemokine like family member 5. Gene Ontology annotation, biological process: G protein-coupled receptor signaling pathway. The record is from RefSeq and is a predicted model, not a curated record. NCBI's taxonomy places the organism in Eukaryota, Metazoa, Chordata, Aves, Piciformes, Lybiidae. Gene Ontology annotation, molecular function: receptor ligand activity; G protein-coupled receptor binding.